UUAUAAAGGUUGGCUGCCUCGGCAGCCCCUCUCCCUUGCCACCUCCACACCAGAGCCCCAGAGUGUUCAGCUCAGCUCAGUGCUCCACGCGACGAGCUCCACUGAAGUUACUCUGCCUGUAGCUCGCCAUGGCGUCAGGGGAAGCAGAGCCGCUGCAGUACACGACCACCGUGCUGCGGGUGUCCAUCCACUGCGAGGGCUGCAAGAAGAAGGUCAAGAAGGUGCUGCACAACAUCGAAGGAGUGUACAAGGUGACGGUGGACGCGGCGCAGCACAAGGUGACCGUCACUGGCAGCGUGGGCGCAGACGCGCUCAUCAGGCGGCUGCACAAGGCCGGUAAGCUGGCCGCACUGUGGCCGGCGCCAGCGCCCGCGGCCGAAGCCACCGAGGCAAAGAAACCCAAGGAGGUCGCCGCGGCGCCGCCAGCGGCCGGGGAGGGCUGCAACAAGGAAGUAGCGGACAAGGCGGACGCGAAACCGAAGGAGGCGCCGAAGGACAAGCAGCCUGAAGCCGAGAACUCGGAGAAGAAGCCGGAGAAGGACAAGGGCUCAGAAAAGAAGCCGGAGAAAGCCGAGGCAGCGAAAGAGAAGGGCGAGGCCAAGAAGGACAGCGAGGCGGCUGAGCCGAAGGAGAAGGGCGCCCCUGAGCCAGUCAAAGAAGCCACCGCCAAGGAGGCGGGCGGAGAGGAGGCCGGCAGCGGCAAGAAGGGCAAGAAGAAGAAGCACAAGCAGAAGGACGGCGGCGAGGGUGAGGCCGCGUCGGAGAAGCCGACACCGGCGCCAGCGCUGGGCCCGGAGCGGCCUCACGGCGCGUUCCCGUACUACGCCCCGCAUCCGGUGAUGAGCUACAACGUCGCACACCCGAGCUCGAGCGUCUCAUACUACGCGCCCAUGCCUGUGGUACCCAUGCAGCCGAUGCCGAUGCCGCCGCCGACGCCGCAGAUGCCGUACCCACCAAUGAUGCUGCCGCCACCGGAGUUCCUGUACGGCCCGCCGGGCACGCGUUCGUUCUCGCCGCAGGAGUCGUACAGCAUGUUCAACGAGGAGAACGCCAAUUCCUGCAGCCUCAUGUGACGUUGCCGCCCCGGGACGCCGGCGGCCGUCGAGCUGUAGUUAGAGAGAGGCUUUCGUAAUAGAAGCCUCUUCUCGUGGUUACUAGGUACUGCUAAUUAGGUGGUCAAAGCCCUUCUUGACCAGAUUUUUCCCUUGAAAAUUGCUCCUGGCGCAUCAUGUAAUCAGAUGAUCAUAUUCUAGUACUACUUGCAAUGUGUUUUUUUUCUCUUCUAUCUACUCUAUGUCAUGAACACCUGAACAAAAUGCGGAACACAUGGAUUUCGACGGAUGUUUGCAGGAACUACACCGAUCACUGCAAAACAAAAAAUGGAAUGCAAUUGGAAAAAUUUGUGAGGA
This is a messenger RNA of Phragmites australis (common reed), 1409 nucleotides long. Its product is annotated as heavy metal-associated isoprenylated plant protein 35-like. Lineage: Eukaryota; Viridiplantae; Streptophyta; Magnoliopsida; Poales; Poaceae. The transcript has 3 exons. The coding region runs from base 129 to 1073 and encodes 314 amino acids. Gene Ontology annotation, molecular function: metal ion binding. The record is from RefSeq and is a predicted model, not a curated record.